UAUUAUUAAUAACUAAAAAAUAGCAUUCGACUAUUCAGUAUUCAGUAUGAGAGUCAUCGAAUUCUUCAGCGGUAUCGGCGGAAUGCAUUUUGCCCUGAAAGAAUGCAACUUGAAAAAUUUUGAAGUCGUCCUAGCUGUAGAUAUAAAUACAGUAGCAAAUGCAGUGUACAGACAUUUUUUUCCAUCAACUAAUCUCAAAGAUUUGAACAUUCUUUCACUUAGCCCUGAACAGUUUGAUGCAUACUGUCCAGAUAUAUUACUGAUGAGCCCACCAUGUCAACCUUUCACAAGAAAUGGUCUGGUCAGAGAUGUUAAUGAUGAAAGAACUAAGCCACUGCUGCACAUUAUUGAAAACAUUAUUCCUAAAUCAAAAUCACUUAAAUAUAUUUUAGUAGAAAAUGUUAAAGGAUUUGAAAGUUCUUUGGCUAGAGAUAAACUAAUAGCUGCCUUGAAUCAAUCAGGUUUUACUUUUAAAGAAUUUCUUUUAAGUCCUGUUCACUUUGGUAUAUGCAAUUCAAGAUUGAGGUAUUAUUUAUUAGCCAAGAAGAAACCAUUAGAUUUUGCAAUACCCUUACAAAAUGAUAUCAUAACUGAAAAUAUUUGGGACGAUAAAUUAUGCAGCCACGUUAAACAAGUUUCAGAUGUAUUGAGCGAAUCUGAUACAGAAUUAGAUGAAUAUUUGAUUAAUGACAAACAACUAUUGAAAGGCGGCAAAGCUUUGGACAUUGUUACAAAACACAGUAAGAGGUCAUGUUGUUUCACUCGGUCAUACAGUUCAUAUUUAUGCGGCACAGGUUCUGUGUAUUCCAGUUUAUGCGAAGAAAAUAUUAAAGAAAUAAUUAAAGACAAUGACAAUAAUUUAGAAGUGCUAAAAAGUCUAAAAUUGAGAUUUUUUACACCAGCAGAAGUUGCAAAGUUUAUGUGUUUUCCUGUAUCAGAUUUUCCAGUUAGCAAUAAAAAGGCAUAUCAACUCCUAGGAAAUAGUAUAAAUGUUUAUGUUGUUUCACGGUUAUUAUGUUUAUUAUUACCUUAAAUCCUUAACUAUAUUAUUA
This is a messenger RNA of Melanaphis sacchari, 1052 nucleotides long. RefSeq names its product tRNA (cytosine(38)-C(5))-methyltransferase (gene Mt2). Gene Ontology annotation, molecular function: methyltransferase activity. Lineage: Eukaryota; Metazoa; Arthropoda; Insecta; Hemiptera; Aphididae. The transcript has 5 exons. The coding region runs from base 47 to 1033 and encodes 328 amino acids. The record is from RefSeq and is a predicted model, not a curated record.